CGUGUGUUUCUGUCUUAGCUUUGUGUUCCUCUGGAGAUUGACGCACAGCUGUUUAUAUACCUGCGUGUGUGUGUGAGAGAGAGAACUGGGUGAAACUGGGGCUGUGGAACAGGUUCACGCUCGAAACAGUCAUUCAGGAGGAAUUCCAGUUAUUCAUCGUUCAUAAUGCAGGGAGUGAGCGAGACGCUGUGUAAUGAUCAACUCCUCAUAAUGAGGGUAAAGCGCUCUGGCAUCUCCGGCAUGAAGUUCCACCAAAAUAGAAACGAUUACAGGAGGAGGAUGAAUGUUUCAGAAUAUUCCAGUUCGGUGUAUUGUAAACAUUGUGUGUGUGUGGGAUCUGAGAUCUCUGAGCUGUAACACACCCUGAAUGCCUCUCUGUUUACCUGCUCAGUUGAGUUUGAUGAAACACUGGAUGUGAUGAGCCAGAGGGAGUCCGUGUGUGAAUAGUCGUGACUGUGGAAGUAUCUGCGCGGUGUUGUGUUGAAGAUGGAGCAUCACAGUAAUCCUGCUGCGGCGGAGAAAUCUCCGCGCUCGGUGUUUAAACCCAGUCACUCUCGCAGCAACAGCACCGGGUCCUCUCGACAGCAGUCCAGAGACUGGGAGGUGAUGACCGAUAUCCAGUCCAGCGUGAUCAAUCCGGAGAAGUACAGCAUCCCGGGGAUCUGUGAAGGAUUCCUGAUGAAGAAGAGGAAGUAUCCACUGCAGGGUUGGCACAAGAGAUACUUCUUUCUGGAGAAGGGGAUCCUCAGAUACUCCAAAUCUCAGCAGGAUAUGAUGAGAGGGAAAAACCACGCCGCUCUGGACGUCAGCCUCGCCGUCAUGUCCGUCAACAAAAAGUCCAAACGAAUCGACCUGGACUCAGGAGAUAACCUGAUUCACUUAAAGGCUAAAAGUCAGGACAUCUUCUACAUCUGGAUGACCAAACUGACUGCGCACCGCAUCUAUAAGAAGAACGAGGCGAUGAGCAUCCAUCACGGCGUCCUGCAGGCGCUCUCAGCAGGAACCGGCGGCACGUUGCCCACCGUGGCCACGUUAACUCAGAGGAACAGAGCCAUGAUGGACACGCUUCCUCAGUUCCAGACGUCGGCCUCCGUGUUCCAGCCCUCCACGCUGAGUUCUCCGUCUCUCGCCUCGUCACGCGUCAACAGUAAAGUCUCCGCCUGGCUCCAGCAAACGCAGCGAGCCAACGCCUGCCAGCAAGAGCUGGAUCGCUGUCAGCUGGACCUGGCUGAACUCGGGCGUCUGAUCCAGAUGUUGCACUGCCUGGAGGGAGAUCUGCCCAUCACUAACAAGGACCUGGAGAAGAGGAUCAGCAUGCAGAAUCUGACUUUGGAGAAGCCAAAGAAGAAAGUGGGGAAAGUCUGGGGACACAAUCGCACGAUGUCACACGGCAUGCUUCCUGCCAAUAAUCACAUCAGCGCGUUGUCCUCGUCCUCGUCCUCUGGUCUCGGUUCGUCUCUUCAGUCCAUCCCGGAUUACGUUUACUCUCAGCUGUCCACUCCGGGCUGCAGUUCACCCGAGGGAAAGAAACUCCAGCAGAACAUUCACACUGUGUCUCAGAGAGUCCACACGUCUCUGAAGUCCAUCCACGAGGGGCUGACGUUGGAGCAUGAGCGUCUCGCACAGGUGUGGACCGGGCCGGACCUGCGUCAGUCCACCUCCGACCAGCUCGCCUCACUGUGCACCACGCUGUCCGAGCUCGAGCUACAGUCUCGUCACACGAAAGUCCACUCACUGUCUCUGUCCUCGGAUUCAACCGAGGAGUCGUUCUGCACCGUGCGACAGGAUCAGAGCUGUGAGACACGCAGCAGGCUGUCCGUCGCGGAGUCCAUGGCCGAGUAUUUCGACGCGAACGAGGUCCUCAUGUCCGAGAGCCUGUCGGAGAACGAGGCUUCUGACGAGUCGGGACUGAGCGACAUCACCACGAGCAACUCUGAGCCUGAGGAGGGACAAGCAGUGGUGAACAUGAAGUACAGGACGAGUGUGUCGGACGCUCCAGACGUUCCCUCCAGCGUGCCGAAGGAGACGGGCCGGCGCACGGUCCUGCCUGCACGCUGCACUGAUAACAGCCACAUCGGCAUCCUCUCCAUCCUGUACAACAACAUCGGGAAGGACCUGUCUCGCGUCUCCAUGCCCGUCGCUCUGAACGAGCCGCUCAACUUCCUGCAGCGCGUCAGUGAGGAGCUGGAGUACUCGGAGCUGCUGGACAUCGCCAGCCGCACAGACGACCCCUAUCAGAGAAUGGUUUAUGUGGCCGUGUUCUCCAUCUCCGGUUACGCCUGGGCCUCCUGGAGGAAUCGCUAUAAGCCCUUUAACCCGGUGUUGGGCGAGACCUACGAGAGCAUCAGAGAGGAACGCGGCUUCCGCUACGUCGCCGAGCAGGUGAGUCAUCACCCUCCGGUUUCUGCGUGCCACGCCGAGUCAGAGAACUUCACAUUUUGGCAAGAUCAGAGGUGGAAGAAUAAGUUCUGGGGAAAGUCUGUGGAGAUCGUGUCGACGGGCCUGGUGAACGUCACGCUGCCCAGAUAUGGAGAUCAUUACGAGUGGAAUAAAGCAGUGACCUGCAUCCACAAUGUGUUCAGUCAGCAGCGCUGGCUCGAGCACUACGGCGACGUUGUGAUCCGAAACCUGAAGAGUGACGUCUGCUCCUGCAAACUGACCUUCGUUAAGUCUCGCUACGGCUCUGGAGAAAAUAAAAAUGAGGUCCAGGGCGUGGUUCUGGAUCAGGCGGGGAACGUGGUGCAUCGUUUCGGCGGAUCGUGGCAUGAAGGCAUCUUCUGCGACACUCUACCCAACCCACAAUGCCUCUGGAAGCCCAAUCCUCAGCCUGAAGAUUAUUUUGAGUAUUACGGGUUCUCUUGUUACGCCAGAGAACUUAACGAGCUCACGCCUGAACUGAAGGAUGUCCUGCCUCCUACAGACACACGGUUCCGCCCGGACCAGAGACUUCUUGAGGAGGGUAAAGUGGCUGAGUCGGAUAAGCUAAAGGAUGAGGUGGAGGAGAAACAGAGGGACCGGAGGAAAGAACUGUCUAAGAGAGGAGAGGAACACAUCCCUCGUUUCUUCAGGAAAACGGUGGACGACUCCGGCCGAGAGGUUUGGGUCUCUAACGGAACGUACUGGAAGAUCAGGGAGAAUCCUGGAUUUGCAAACACGGAUAAUCUGGAAUUGUGGUGAUCUCGACGGUUAUAGGAGUGUUUUUUUGUUUGUUUUUUAACACUACAUAAAGUGCAAUACGUCUCUCUCCUGAUGAAUCAUCCUGUAUAACACUCUUGUGGAAUGUUGACUCGACUCUGAUUCGAUUGGAUUAGAAUUGGAGUGCUGACUAUUCGAGGAGUGGAGUAAGUGCUGAUCUGGAAAGGCGUGACGAUGAGCCGCGUGCGUGCGUGCGUGCGUGCGUGCGUGCGUG
Ictalurus furcatus (blue catfish) is the source of this 3409-nucleotide messenger RNA. Its product is annotated as oxysterol-binding protein-related protein 6-like. Gene Ontology annotation, molecular function: cholesterol binding. Lineage: Eukaryota; Metazoa; Chordata; Actinopteri; Siluriformes; Ictaluridae. The record is from RefSeq and is a predicted model, not a curated record. The coding region runs from base 487 to 3177 and encodes 896 amino acids. Gene Ontology annotation, cellular component: cytosol; plasma membrane; intracellular membrane-bounded organelle. The transcript is spliced from 22 exons.